Messenger RNA from Musca vetustissima, 1755 nucleotides. RefSeq names its product sodium-coupled monocarboxylate transporter 2 (gene Smvt). The record is from RefSeq and is a predicted model, not a curated record. The transcript is spliced from 7 exons. Gene Ontology annotation, cellular component: membrane. Gene Ontology annotation, molecular function: symporter activity. Gene Ontology annotation, biological process: transmembrane transport; sodium ion transport. Lineage: Eukaryota; Metazoa; Arthropoda; Insecta; Diptera; Muscidae. Bases 1 to 1755 code for a protein of 584 amino acids.
AUGGCCACUUUGGAUGCAUUAAAUGCCACCGAUGGUGGUGGCAUCGCCAGUGAUAUUAGCCAAUUUGUAUUCAAUUCCUUCGAUUACAGCGUAUUCGUAUUUAUGUUGUGCAUCUCCGCCGGUAUCGGCGUCUAUUUCGGUUUCUUUUCCAAGGGCGAAGAGACCACCGAAGAAUAUCUGCAUGGUGGUAAACAAAUGAAAACUCUACCCAUAGCCAUAUCGCUGGUGGCCAGUCAGUUAUCGGGUAUAUCGAUUAUGACAAUACCUGCGGAAAUGUAUAGCUAUGGUAUUAAUUGGUUUUUCAAUGUGGUCUCAAUGGUGGUGAUUAUACCGAUUUUAAUAUGGGUUGUCAUUCCGGUGUUCUACAAUAAUAAUAUAUCCAAUUGUUAUGAGUAUUUGGAAGUCCGUUUCAAUCGCAAGACACGUGAAAUACAAACCAUUGCCUUUAUGAGUACAUUGUUCCUGAUGAUGCCGGUUUUUAUUUUUAUUCCCGCCUUGGCAUUUUCUCAGGUUACUGGUCUAAACAUCCAUUUGAUCAAUGGUGUGGUCUGUGCCAUCUGUGUCUUCUAUACCAUGUUUGGUGGUAUUAAAGCUGUCGUUUGGACCGAUGUGGUUCAAGCUGCCAUUAUGGUUGUCUCUGUAACUUUGGUGGGACUUUUGGGUGCCAGUAAAGUCGGAGGUAUAGGAGAAGUUUUCCGCAUUGCAGCAGAUGGUGGUCGGAUGAAUGUUAAUUUCGAAUUCGAUGCCACAACACGUUCAACAUUCUGGAAUAAUUUCAUAUCCUCCACGGUAAUGUGGUCAUCAUAUGUCGGUCUCAAUCAGAGUUGUGUACAACGUAUUGUCUCCCUGCCUACCCUGAAGCAUGCCAGAAGAUCCCUAAUGAUAUUCGGCGUGGGCUUUGUCAUGAUCAUGUUCUUCAAUUGCUUCACCGGCAUUGUGAUGUAUGCCCGCUAUCAUGACUGUGAUCCCUUGGCCGCCGGCUUCGUUAGCAAAGCCGAUAAACUAAUGCCCUUCUUUGUGCAGGAUGUUGUCGGCCAUCUGAAGGGUAUGCCCGGCGUAUUUAUUUCCUGUGUCUUCAGUGCCGCUUUGAGUACCAUGUCGGCGGGUAUGAAUUCACUGGCCGGUGUUGUCUAUUUCGAUUAUAUUAAACCGCACAUUAAACACACCGAACGUCGUGCCAAUUUGACAAUGAAAGCUUUCGUUCUCUUCUGCGGCAUCUAUUGCAUCGUCGCCGGUACGGUGGUCGAAAAAUUCUCAUCGAUUUUACAAGUUGUCUAUUCGAUUGGUGGUGUAACAUUCGGUUCUGUCUUUGGGGUAUUUAUGUUGGGUAUGUUGGUGCCAAAGGCCCAUGGACGUGCUGCUUUCUGGUCGGUAGUUGCCAGUAUGGUGGUAAUGAUCUAUGUUGUCGGUGCCUCGCAGGGUAGAAACCAAUAUGCAACACUACCAAGCUCGGUGGAGGCAUGUCCUGCUCUUAAUAUGACCAGCUCCAACAUGUCAACCUAUCAACAAACAUUCGAUAGCAUCGACCCCGAGAAAGGUUUCAAUAUACUCGAUUUAUCCUUCAACUGGUAUGUGACGUUGGGCGCCAUUGUUGUGUUCGCGGUCGGCAUACCUCUCAGCUAUAUUUUGGAGCCGGAGAAGGGUGCCAAAUUCGAUGUGAAAUUAUUGUCGCCAAUCAUUCAGCCGUUUGCCAAAUACGAAAUGGCCAACACCGAGGAGGUGUUGGAAGUUAUCACAACAAAAACGAAAUCAUAA